UUAGUAAUAAUAAUAAUAAUAAUAAUAAUAAUAAUAAUAAUAAUAAUAAAUGAAUAUCUUUAGUGGCAUGCCCAGAAAAAUGACUUUGCAUUUAGACAACAAUUACAAUUCUUUCCACUGGGACCACUUUGUAAAUAUCAUCUCUUAUAAUAAUACGGAGAGUGUGUCUGUGUGUCUGUAACAGGCAAAGUUGAUAUCGUCAUUUUCCUUUGAUGUUGCCGAAAAAUGCAUGUCUAAUAUGUUAAAUUUUCUGACGUUACGACGCGACGAAAAUAACACAACUUUAACAUCAAUAUCCUAUAUUAAAUUAAUGAAGCCAUUACAGUGCACCUAAAACUUUGAGGCCAAAUAACUUGGAAACGAGGUGGUGACGUCAAUGAUUUUUCACCGCGUGGGUAACUAGGGACCACCUAGGACCAAUUUGGGUAAUUUUCCCAAACCUGGGUCCCCGAAUCCGUUUCGGAAUGGACGGGUUGAUGACGUCAUUAAAAAACCUUUAAACCCUAAUAUCUCUGCAACCGUUUGUCAAAAGUACAUGAUCCUAUACAUUUUCUUGCUCAGCGUUUCAAGAUCUAUACGAUGAAGGCAACAGGCAUACACAUUUCUGAAAAAAAACAUUUUGUGUUCUGACAUGUCUCUGCUGACGUCAUCAAAAUUUAAAUGACGGUUGUUUUUCUCUGUUAUCCUGCCUAAGUGGAUUUUUCCACGGGCCUUAUCGACUAGUUAUAUAUAUUUUUAAACAGAUAGGUUAAAAUAGUUUAUUGUUUAAUAACAAUAAAAACAUUAUAGAAUAAAAAACUAUUAGCAAAAUUAUAAAAGAAAAAUUAGAUCAAAAUUAAAACCUUAGCUUAAAAUGUUUACUAGUGAAAAUGGUAAUAUGGUACAUCAUAGACGUAAGACUCAGGUUGCCAUGCCAUAGCCAUCCAUUGUUGACAGUGAAAAGAGAUAGUUACGUGAGAAAGGUGAAGUAAAGGAAUAAGACGUUCACAUAAUUUGGUGCAAGAAUAGUUGUUACAAGAAAUUCAUAAUGUCUUUAAAAAGGGAAGCUCGCCAGCAGCCUGUAUACAAUUGGGUAGAUGUCAAAGAGAAAUUUUGGAAGUGUAGUGAAGAUCUUAAACUUGGAGAGUUGGUUCAUGAUAAUUUAUUUGGUUUGUUUGAAGCCAUGUCUGCCAUUGAAAUAAUGGACCCUAAAAUGGAUGCUGGAAUGAUAUGUAACAGAAAGCGAAAAGUCAUACAAUUGCCUGAAGCUAUACAGGAGGGAAAGGUCAAAAUCAAAGAUUUUUCAGAGGAAGAAGUAUUAGGAAUUAUAGAUGAGAUAGCAGCAUGUUUUGUAGCUUGGCUGGAUGGUCAGUCUCUUGUGCAAUCUGUUUUUACUUGCAUGUACUGCCAUGAUCCUUAUGUUUUGGAAGAUGUUGUGUUAAAGGCCAUGUGUAUUGCAAUUUUAAAAAUGGUAGAUAUAAUAAGAACAGUCUGUACCAAGGCUAAAGUGUUUGAAGAGGAAGAUUUUCAACCAAUGACGUAUGGUUUUAAGCUUGCUACUGAUGUGACUGAGCUAAGAGUAUCCGGUAUGUUACGCGAAGCUGAAGAUGAAAUAACAAAAAGGGUUAAGGUUUACCAGGCGAAUGAGGAUGAGACUUCAGCCCAGCAGACAAAAAAGUGUAAAGCUAUCAAGAUUCGUUUGAAAUUUUGGCGAUCGUUUUAUUGCACAUUGUUGUCUUUUGAAAAAUCUGAGCUUGGUGAAAUAAGCAAAUGUCAGGAUCUGUUAGACAUUGCAUUGUCUUCUAUGAAUGAAAUAAAACAAACAGUAUGUCUUGGGCUAAUCUCUGAUCAUACAAAAGAUUACUACAUGCCAGGUUUUGAUGUUUUGGUCAACCAACGUCUUUUACCGCCCUCUUUUCCACGACAAGCAGAAAUAUUUCAGCGUGAUAAGACAUUUGAAUACAUGGAAGCUCUUAUUAACCGAUUGAAAAAAAUAUGCACCGUAAUCACAGAGUGUCAUACCCUUCAUAUGAUACUGGAGUUUCUGUAUGACUUUAGUAAGCGAGUUCCUUGUGUACUUUCCAGAUCAUUACUGCAGUUGAUUAUUUACUCAAAUAACCGUGUGUUUGGUAAAUAUGCUUUAUCUGAUAUGAUACGCGAGUCAAUUAAGUUAUUUAAUGGGACACCAGCUGUUGCUGAAUUAUCACCACUGACAUCUGUAGAAGCCAAAAAUGUUGUCAAUGAUUUCAUUUCGAAAUCUGUUAAGUCUAUCACUAAUUUGAUUGAAGCUUAUGGUCACAACAGAGCUCGUCAAAGAGAAAAACUUGGAAACCUGUUGGAAGAAUUAGGAGAACUUCAAGCUGAGGCAGAUAAAGCUGACCAAGAACUUCAUCAUAUGUUGCAAGCUAUUGACUCUAAGAGACAACAUCUUGCAUGUUUUGAAUCAUGGGUUUUGUACCACUCACUAUUUCUUAUGAUACAACACAUUCUUCUUGGCUUCGAGUUAGAAUUAUUCAAUCCUCACGAAUUUCAUUAUGUUUACUGGUAUUUGGAUUAUUUAUUUGGUUGGGCAAACAACUGUUUACACAGGGCAGAAAGUUUACUUGGUAUACAAGAGCAGUAUGUUGAUAAAAAAUGUGGGAAAAAAGAGAAGAAAAAAAGAAAAGAGAUCUUAACGGCUUGUUCCGAACAGAUAAAAGAACACAAAAGUUUACGUUUGUUAUUUAACGGAAUGAAGGAUUUAUGUUUAGGAAAUUUAAAGGCUUAUGAAGGUUUCAACUUAGAUGGAAAGAUACGUCAUCCAGAACCAUUCUUUGAUAGUGAAAAGAUUCGUUUCGAUCAUCGCUUCCAAGCAUUCCAAGCGAUAGAUACCCAUCAAUCUGCUUCUUACAAAGAUUAUAAAGACAUAACAAGUCCACCAGGUCAAGAGUAUCGUUCUAGUAAAGAUUUGUAUACAGAAGCUAAAUUACAUUUUGAAAGAGCUAUGAAAUCUUUGCAAUAUAUUGAACAAGUUGAUGAAGAGGGCGUACAUUUAAUGAAAGUAGCGAAAACGAAUUUUAUUGUAAUGAAACUGGCUGCUUCUGGACACAAGCAAGAUUCAAAGAAAAGUCCAGAAUGGGAUUUUAGUGUUCACCAAAGUUACCCACUUAUAAAACUGUCGUGAUAAUGUUUGUGUUGUUACGUAUUGUCAUCAAAGUUACCCACUGAUAAAACUGCUGUCGUAAUAACGGAUUGCGCAACAGCCGAAAAGAAAUGCGCAUAAAGUCAUACGAAAGGCUGGUGCGAUUGAAUUAUAGCUGACUUCUGUAUCAUAGGCUGAACUUGUAAAUUAUUGUUUAGUACGUCUUUAUAUUUCUUAGUAACAAAAUUUAUGUUCACUUUACCAGUGUCGUUUUUUAAACAAAAACCUUUUAUUUUGCAUAAAACUGCUGUCGUAAUAACGGAUUGCGCAACAGCCGAAAAGAAAUGCGCAUAAAGUCAUACGAAAGGCUGGUGCGAUUGAAUUAUAGCUGACUUCUGUAUCAUAGGCUGAACUUGUAAAUUAUUGUUUAGUACGUCUUUAUAUUUCUUAGUAACAAAAUUUAUGUUCACUUUA
Molecule: messenger RNA, 3574 nt
Organism: Hydractinia symbiolongicarpus
Lineage: Eukaryota; Metazoa; Cnidaria; Hydrozoa; Anthoathecata; Hydractiniidae
Product: N-alpha-acetyltransferase 35, NatC auxiliary subunit-like
Exons: 29
Coding region: 1028-3142 (704 amino acids)
Biological process (GO): N-terminal peptidyl-methionine acetylation
Cellular component (GO): NatC complex
Source: RefSeq, a predicted model, not a curated record